GCCAAAGUCAACCAACCAGAAAACCAGAUUUUCCCCAACCUGCUGGUUUUCGUUCGCGGCCAUUGCUGACCGCGCGAUGGCGAUACAGGAAUGUUUUGAGAGGUGCGAGGUCGAGAACCCAAGGAAUUUGUUCGUGUCUAUUUCGUCUGGCUUUGUAUUCGCCCUGGCUUGGUGGAUAGCUAUUGAUGCUGCUUCUAUAUACAGCACAGAUCAGCUUCCCGGAGCUUAUCACACCCCGGGCGUAUUCGGAACGAUCGCGUUUGUCUUGGUUAAUAUGGUGCCGAACUCGGCUUUACAAGACGAUUACGGCGAAAGACGAAUCGGCCGCCGUGGAGCCUUCUUCUGUCUCUUUUUUGCUUUCCUAGUAUCCUUCAGCUGCGUUAUUGCCUCAUGUUGGAUCCUAUUUGGAGCUUACGUAGCCGUUGGGAGCUCGAACGUAUGGCCUGGUGUUGCCAUACUUCUGCAAAAUCUGCUACUAUGUGCUGCAUCCCUGACAUUCCGUUUCGGGAGAAAACAGGAUGACUGAGAAAUACUUCCUUACACUCAUUACAUCUGUGGAACAAUGACGUAUUCUUUCCAUAUGAACCAUACCAACAAGAUUAUGAGACUUUAUCACAUUUAUUCGCAUAUUUGUCAUUUAGUUAACUGCUUCAUAUACUGUACAUAUCAUUAUAAAAUUUGUUCAUCACGAACAGCCGAGGCCCAAUAGGCAACACUCCACUUGUGUCUUGCUCAUCGCUGGGGGGAAGCUGAUGAACGGCUCUAAAACAAAUUGGGGAUUAUGACCGGACCAGUAAUGAUUACCUUUGAACGGAUAUCGCUUUCGACCUUCAUUCUGUUGGAC
Molecule: messenger RNA, 844 nt
Organism: Opisthorchis viverrini
Lineage: Eukaryota; Metazoa; Platyhelminthes; Trematoda; Opisthorchiida; Opisthorchiidae
Exons: 2
Coding region: 77-526 (149 amino acids)
Biological process (GO): late endosome to vacuole transport via multivesicular body sorting pathway; protein targeting to vacuole
Source: RefSeq, a predicted model, not a curated record